UUUAAUGGUGGCGGAAAAGGGAGUUCUUGUUUGAGUUUCUGAUGUGCGGAUCGAGGAGAUUGGGAGAGGAGGAUGCUGCUAAUGAGGUGGAGAAUGAUUUCGAGGUCUGGUAUGAAUGCGGGAGCUUGCCGGCGCAGCCGCUACCUGUUUGAUGAAAUGCUUGAAAUAACAUACUCGGUGUUUGUGCAUGAGAAGUAUUAAGUCAUCUUGCAUGGCAUGGUGAAAUGUCUUGGAAACUCACAACUUAGUAGAUUCAACCCUACGAUGAAGUGAAUCUGGAGCACCAGAGACUGAUGCUUCAGCUAACCUACCCCCUCUUUGGUUGGGUCUGGACUUGUGAUGGUCAUAAUCGAUCCUUUAUACUCGAGAGCAUGAUGUUCAUUAUAGUGGAAUUGCUGUUCAUUUGACUGCUAGUUAGCUAUUGAUGUAUGGAAUCCACUUCAAGGCUGUUGUUUUACAUCCAAGAUGGUGAGGAUGAUGGUGACGAAGACAUUGACUUGAUUAGGCCUUCCACAUUGUUGAUGCCAGCUCUCUUUCACAUUUGAUGCUGAUAACUUCGUAUGGCUGUUUCUUAUCAUCAUGACAUGUAUAGCAACCGACACCGAAGAUAUUGAUGGCGGCUAUUAAAAGCAAGAUAAGAGAAACAGAGGAUGGCGGCUACUGCAAUGCAAAAAGGAGAUUUGGAUACGACGUUAUCAGCUAUGAGAAGCACAUUGCGAUGGCUUCUCGGCUCGAUGAAUCCUUCUUAGGGUGUGAUUUGUUGGGGAAACUUUUGGGGGUCAAGAAGCGCCAUCUCGGAGUAGCAUUUCCCUGAUUCAAAAGAAUUCAAAUCUCCCGCCCUUUUUACCAUUUUCAUCUCUCCCCGUCCUCGACUCCCGCUCUCCCACCCAUCUCCCCUCACUCGCCAUGGACGCUCAGCCCGCCGUCUUCCCUGGGAAGCGCAGAACGGGCGCAAAGUCUUCCGAAGUAAAGAAUGGCGACGGGGUCAAGGCUCCCAAGAAACCCCCAUGGCAGUUCGUCACCGCCGCUCAACCGAGGCCGAAGCGUGCUUUUGGCGUCGCGAGGAGCACGAAUGUUCCCGUCGAGAAGCCUCACCUCACCGCCAAGCCCCGGAAAGUUCUCGCAGCAGCGCCACCACCACCACCACAACCACCAACUGGUACUAGAAAGAUACGCGCAGUCUGUAUUCAAGAAACAAAGACAGCAGCAGUCACCAAAACCAGCAGAAAAGAUGAACACCAAGAGGCGGUCGGCACACCAACGUCUUCGACCAAGCCCACCGUUGCAGGCACGCCGUACCUCAGUGCCCUGAAUUGCAGCAAGUGCAAGUACGACCAGCUCGAGUCGUCGACGUACUGGCUCGCGCAGAUAAGGUUGGCGGAGUCCACAGGGAAGCACUUUGUUUCCGCCGCUUUCUUCCGCCUCGCGUUGGAAUGCCGUGCCCAGCCGUUACAUAGGCUUCGAAUCGAGCUCAGAGAUUACGUGACGCGACAUCAAGUUAAUUCAAUGGAAUCCGCGUGGGUUGAUCUGUCUCGGGCUUAUGGACUGGGGAAGGGAGGAUUGGAUUCUGACUCGUGCGAUCUCAUUCAGAAUAAUUCUCUCUUAGCUGAAAUGAACGGUUCAAUGGAUGAACCUGAUGUUGAUCUAUGUAAUCUUGAUCGAGGUCAUGUUUCUCUAGCCGAAAAGGAUGGAUGCUCAGAACAUGACGAUGUCGAUGGCAUAGCAGCCGAUAAGAGUCUGCAUGAUGCAGCUGAAGCGAAAGCCAAUUAUGGUGAUGAAGAAAAAUUUGGGAAUAUGGAGCUGAUCGACAGUGCAUCGAUCGACACCUUAACUGGGAAUAAAUGUGGCGAUGCUACCAACAUCUGUUGCAGCAGUAAUAAGCGUGUAAGUUCUUCGCCCGGAAAGAUUGAGACUGCAAAAUCUUGCCUUUCCACUGGCAAAGACAUGGUGGUGGGCUCAGUGGUGACUCAAGAAAUGUCCAAAGCCUCAGCUAACAAUGCAGCAAGGAGUAACCAUGGCGUCGGUAGAAGAAACAGGAGCUGUCAGGAUACAAGCAAAAACAGAGAGACUGAUGCUUAGGGUUUAGCGUGAGAAAUUUGAGGAUGCUGAUUGUAGCAGAUUAACUGGGUACAUUUGCAAACCUUUAGAAAUUUGAGGACAAAAGAUUGAUUUGAUUUAUUGGUGUGAGUUAUGUUUGUAGACUGUUACUGUAGUUUUGUCGAUUCUAUGCUGGUGUGGUUUAUAUGUUUUCUCCGAGUUGGUAUUCAUUAGACGCAAGAAUUAUUCUACUUGA
This is a messenger RNA of Musa acuminata subsp. malaccensis (wild Malaysian banana), 2293 nucleotides long. Lineage: Eukaryota; Viridiplantae; Streptophyta; Magnoliopsida; Zingiberales; Musaceae. The record is from RefSeq and is a predicted model, not a curated record.